Parnassius apollo (apollo) is the source of this 3465-nucleotide messenger RNA. The record is from the annotation of a GenBank genome assembly. NCBI's taxonomy places the organism in Eukaryota, Metazoa, Arthropoda, Insecta, Lepidoptera, Papilionidae.
AUGCCUUAUUCUCCUCUUUCAAAGCAUAGCACACCUCUAAGGGAGAGCCGGAAAGAGCUAGAUCUACAGACAAGGUACAACUUAAUAGAAAACCAACUGAGUUGCACACCUACUUCCUCAAAAGACAAAACACGUAAAUUGAGUAUAGAAACAAUCGAACUUAUAGAGGAGAGAAAAAAAUUAAUGUCAAAAAAUUGGAAAGACAGAAAACUCAAAGAAAGAGACCUUGCCGCAUUAAGUAAAACUAUUUAUAAAGCCAUUAAAAAUGACCGGAAGAAACACAAACUGGAAGUUAUCGAUAAGCACAUCAUAAAAUCAGGCGGAGUAAGGAAGGCACUUAAAGAGCUACGGGAAGUUACCAAGGAAUGGAUCCCCGAAAUCAGAAAACAGAAUAAAGCAUAUACUAAACGUAAGGACAUCAUAGAGUGUGCUACUGAUUUCUACCGACGUCUCUACAGUAUAGAAGUAUCGUUGCAUAAAAAGUUUAAAACGAUUAUUACAACACAUGACAAUCCCCUAUCUAUAUUAUGUAGCGAGAUGGGAAAUAGAAAAAGAGGCCAGAAGAAGCCAUCUAAGAAAAAAGUAAUUGAAGUAGGUUGCAAAGAAAAAUGUGAAGCUGGACCAAGUGGGAUAUCAAGGAAAACUCAUUCCGUGGAAAAAUCACGCCAAAUUAGUAAUAAUGCUUCCAUGAAGUUGUUUCAAUAUGAUUCUUCAUCAAGGCCAUCUACACCAGACCCAUUUAGUGAUGAUGGAGAGUAUGGUUCCGAUAACGACUAUGAUCCAGGAUAUGAUGAUAAUACAGACAGCACUAGCACUGUUAGUGAUCACACAAAGCAACGUGAAAAGAAACAACUAAAGAAACGUUCCAAGGACAACGCAACGAGGUCACAUGGUAAACGCAACUCUGAAAGCAGUGUAAGUAGCAGCUCUGAUUCUGACGAUCGAACCGAAGGCUUUAGCGAGUGCACGGAUGUAUGUGAUAGCGAUGACAACGAGGAUGAUACAAAUUCGAUAUUGGCAGAAUCUAGUGAUGAGAGUAUUUUUGACAGUAGAAAGAGAAAAAAGAAGGGGCAGAGUUCCUCUUUAGGAUCAAGAUACAAAAAACCUAAGAUCGCCAGUGCAGAUCAGAGUACCGACACUAUGUCGUUAGAUUCUGAGGCAUUGCUAAAUAAUAUAGAAAAUCUUGAAAGCUCUUCAGUGCAACUCGAUCCUGCAGUAUUAGAAAAUAUCUCAAUUUAUUCACAUAUCGAAGGAAGUCACUCCCAUACUAAUCCACAAAUUCAAGGUGCUGAAGACGACCAUGCUGCUGCAGCUGCUGAGGUUAAUCCCGCGCCUGCCAACCUACGUGCACUGGAACUAGACGCAGCUGCGCAGCGCCACUCUCCUGGUUCUCCUGCACCGGAUCUAGCAGCUGCUGAGGGAAAUCCCGCGCAUGACAACCUACCUGCCUUGGACCUGGAUGUAGCUGCGCAGCACCGCUCUCCUAGCUCUCCUGCACUGGAUCGGGAGGCUGUUGAGGGAAAUCCCGCGCCUGUCAACGUAUCUGCCCUGUACCUGGAUGCAGCUGCACAGCGCCGCUAUCCUGGCUCUCCUGCACCGGAUCCAGCAGCUGCUGAGGGAAAUCCCGCGCAUGACAACCUACCUGCAUUGGACCUAGAUGCAGCUGCGCAGCAGCGCUCUCCUAGCUCUCCUGCACUGAAUCGGGAGGCUGUUGAGGGAAAUCCCGCGCCUGUCAAAUUAUCUGCCCUGUACCUGGACGCAACUGCGCAGCGCUGCUCUCCUGGCUCUCCUGCACCGGAUCCAGCAGCUGCUGAAAGAAAUCCCGCGCCUGCCAACUUAUCGGCCCUGGAUCUGGACGCAGUUGAGCAGCGCCGCAAUCCUAGCUCGUCUGCAUCAGAUCGGGAGGCUGUUGAGGGAAAUCCCGCGCCUUCCAACCUACCUGCUCUGGACCUGGACGCAGCUACGCAGUGCCGCUCACCUAGCUCGUCUGCACCACCAGAACUAAACGCUACUGUAAGAUAUUCAACUCCGGCCAGCACACUUGCACUGGAGGUAGUUGCAGAGCGUGGCUUGUCCGGCUCUCCUGUGCCGGAACGAGAUGCUGCCGAAACGAAUUCUGCUCCUACCACUCCAUCUGCUUUGGAUCGGGAAGCAUUUGUACAACGCAACCCUUCUAUCUGUCAUGUGCUGGACCCAGAGGCCGCCGAAAGAAACUCCGUGCCUGACACACUCCCCGAGAUAAGUCCAGCGACCAAUUGCAGACCAAGCACUCCUCCACUGAUAAAUUAUGAUUGGGAACACACGAACACAGACAUACCUUCGUUCGAGUUUGAUGAAAGUUCAGCAGGUGUCCAGUUUGAAGUCAACCCAGCUAUGACAGUUAUGGAAAUAUUUGAUAAAAUUCUUAAUCCUAAUAUUGUAGACUAUAUUGUAACAUGUACUAAUACGUACGGGCGAGCACUAUGCGAGAAAACAAGACCUACUACUCGAAACUCACGUAGCUAUAACUUUAGGGACACAAACCGGGAAGAAAUCUUGAAAUUUUUUGGAUUAUGUUUGCUUAUGGGUCAAAUCAAAAUUCCUCAAAAACGCAAAAAUUUUACGUAUUCCGACCCACUGUAUUAUCACCCAAUUUUUCACUAUGUGAUGUCCGCUAGAAGAUUUGAGCAAAUCUUGAGAUGUAUUUAUGUAUCAGAUUUAGAUUCAAAAGGAAAAGAUAAAAUUGAAAAAUUUAUUAAUGCUAUUACCAAGAGCUUCAUGGAGUGCUAUAAGCCAUACAAACAGUUAAGUUUGGAUGAAUCUUUGCUUUUAUUUAGAGGCCGCCUUGCCUUCAGACAAUAUAUAAAGAGCAAAAAAGUACGUUACGGAAUCAAAUUCUUCGAGUUGACAACUUCUGAUGGCUAUGUUUUAAAUAUAAUGAUGUACUCCGGAAAAGACACAACUGCUCGAACUGGUAAAAAAUCUGAAAAGAUCGUCCUUAUGCCAUAUUUGCUGAAGGGACAUCAAUUAUACAUGGAUAAUUAUUACAAUUCCGUAACACUUUCGCAAAAGCUAGUUGACUUAAAAACUCACACCACAGGUACCUUACGUUCAAACAGAAAAGAUAAUCCCAAAGACAUCAUCAAGAAAAAACUCAAGAAGAAUCAACAUGUGUGGGUACGAAAAAAUAAGGUCUAUGUUUCAAAAUGGGUUGACAAGCGACCAGUUCUUAUGGUAACAACUUCAGUUCAUCCUCGGCUUAUAGAAAUACAAAACAGAUUUCAACAAAGAAAAAUUAAACCCGCAGAAGUGGCAGAAUACAAUCAACACAUGUCCGGAGUUGAUAGAGCAGAUCAAAUGAUCUCAUAUUACUCCUCACCAAGGAAAUCAAUCCGGUGGUAUAAAAAAGUGAUGUUCCACUUGUUGGAUGUCGCAGUAUGGAACUCAUUUUUUAUUUUCAAAAAAAUACUGCCAAGCCAAUUGUGA